Talaromyces amestolkiae is the source of this 1119-nucleotide messenger RNA. RefSeq lists its product as uncharacterized. NCBI's taxonomy places the organism in Eukaryota, Fungi, Ascomycota, Eurotiomycetes, Eurotiales, Trichocomaceae. The coding region runs from base 1 to 1119 and encodes 372 amino acids. The transcript is spliced from 2 exons. The record is from RefSeq and is a predicted model, not a curated record. Gene Ontology annotation, molecular function: protein binding.
AUGUCUGAGCCACAUCCAUAUCGCAACAUCCAAAUCCCCGACGACGCGCCGAUCGAGUUGAGACCGUCACCUGGAGCAGGAUGGGGAGUCUUUGCUACCAGACCCAUCAAGAAGAACAACUUGAUCUUGAAAGAGACGGCAAUCUUCACUAUCACGAAAAGUGCAGGAGAAGAAGCUACUGAAACCGACGUUAAUAAAGCGUGGACAAAGCUCCCCUACUCCACCAAAGACGCACUUCUACCUCUACGCGAGAAUGGAUCGCAGCCUCCCAAGUCUCCUUUUGAGGUCUGGUCUCACAAUCAUUUGAAUCUGAAGAAUGAAGUUGCSGAGCCAUACUUAGAAAUGAACGAAUCUGUAAGCCUCGCAACAACAACAGGCCUGUUUGUCCUCCAGUCUCGUAUCAAUCAUUCGUGCUUACCCAACGCCAGACGCCCAUGGCUUCUAACCACUGAGGACUCUACGUCGCUGAUCCCAACGAGAGACAUUACUGCUGGCGAGGAAAUCACAAACUGCUACGUCUUUCAAUUCCAGCUCCUUAGCAGGGAAGAGCGAGCUGAUAUGAUGGGAUUUGUCUGCAAUUGCAAAGCAUGCGAUGUUUCUGACGACAACAAGGAGUGGCAGCAAAUGAGUGACAUGCGGCGAAGACUCCUUCGAGGAGUUUAUAAUCACCUCAACGGCGGAGAUCAGGCCCGUCCAGGAGUUGCGUGGCCACCAUCGAUCAUCCGUGACCCUGUUAUGAAGCGAGCAGCAGAGACACUCAGCAUUCCUCUCUCUAAACGAUUCAUUUAUGGUAUGCUGUUUAUCGUAUUGAUGGAAGAAGAGGGCUUGCUAGACGACUUUGGUCUCGGUCUAAUAUUCCAGAGCGUGCUACCUUGUCCCACCUCUUUCAAGACGAAGAGCAACUUUGAAAUCGCGGACCGCGCUUUCCACAGGGGCUAUACUAACAAAUGCUGGAAAGACGCUCUUGGUAUUACUUUUGAGCUUGAUGGACGGUCUGAUGAAGCUGAUUGGUCCUUUGCGGAGGGACUGCGACGAGAGCGUGCCAAACUUACUGCACAAUUCGGGUUUGACAAGAAGGAAUCUGUGAUCGGACCGACCGUCACCGUUGGGACAGAUUGA